AUGAGCUCAAAGCGAGUGAUGGUGGAUGCGCCCACCGGUGCCAGCGUGCCCGUCCAGAGGCACAGGGCAUCCUUCAGGGGGACACGGUCAUCGUCUUCCUCCCUGGAUAGCCCCCCGGCCUCCAGGACCAGUGCCAUGGGUGGCCUCAUCCGAGCACCCAGGGUCUAUGUAGGGAUGGCCUCCAAUGGGUACACCAGUGGCCUGGGUGCCCGCGUGACCCGCCGAGCCCUGGGCAUCAGCAGUGUCUUUCUGCAGGGGCUGCGGAGCUCAGGCCUGGCCACAGCGCCUGCUCCAGGCCUGGGGAGGGACCUCGAUGCCGCUGAAGACCUGGGGCGCUGCCUGGUGGGGUACAUGACCCAGGUGCAUGCCCUCGAGCAGGUCAGCCAGGAGCUGGAGGCACAGCUGCGGAGACACCUGGAGAGCAAGGCCGGGAGUGCGGAGCACUGGGGCGCCCUCCGGGCCUCCUGGGCCAGCAGCUGCCAGCAGGUGGGUGAGGCUGUCUUGGAAAACGCCCGGCUCCUGCUGCGGACAGAGAACAUCCAGGCGGGUGCGGAUGCCUUUAAAGACAGAUAUGAAAAUGAGCAGCCAUUUCGAAAGGCCGUGGAAGAGGAAAUUAACUCUCUCUAUAAAGUCAUCGAUGAAGCUAAUUUGACAACAAUGGAUCUGGAAAGUCAAAUAGAAAGCCUGAAAGAAGAGCUUGGCUUUCUGUCAAGGAGCUAUGAAGAGGAUGUGAAAGUGCUGUGUAAGCAGCUCGCAGUGUCUGAGCUGGAACAGGUGGACAUCCCCCUGGGCGCUGGUCUGGAUGACAUCCUUGAGGCGAUCAGAAUUCACUGGGAGAGAGAUGUCGAAAAGAACUGGGUGGAAGCAGGAGCCUUGCUCCAAGCCAAGCAGCCGGCGGAGGCCCGCGGGGCGCAGAGUCUGGAGGAGGAGGAGGAGGAGCGGCUGGCUGCUGCCCGCAGGGCGGAGCUGCACAGCACCGCGCGCCAAGUGCAGAGCCUGCAGGCGGAGACGGAGUCCUUGCGGGCCCUGAAACGAGGCCUGGAGAACACUUUGCAGGACGCCAAGCACUGGCAUGACCUGGAGCUGCAGAACCUGGGCGCCGUGGUCCGCAGGCUGGAGGCGGAGCUCCAGGAGAUGCGUGCGGAGGCGGAGCAGCAGCAGCAGACCCGCGAGCAGCUGCUGGCGCACAGGUGCCAGCUGCAGAGGGACGUGGCUUCCUACCACGUCCUGCUGGACAGGGAGGAGAGCCGCUAGUGGAGAAACUUCUUUUCAUGAAGAAAAUGCUGCCUUCUCACCAAGUGGUCAAUGAAGUUCCUUGAGGAGUCUUCCCCCUCUGCUCCCACAUCUACCCCAAACAGCCUCCCAUCCCCCACCCUCCUGGAGCUGGAUUCCCUGCUAGAUUCCCUUGAGCUGAAAAGCUUCCUAGAAGUGGAGAGGGUCCUUUGGCCUUAAACUGAAGUAGUCUGUGGCUUGGGCAACCUCCCUGUCCCUCUGCAAAUAAAUGCUUUUUGUGUGCAGCUUCCAGUCUGACCACCUGUUCAACUCACUACCGGGUAGAGAUGGACGUCACCUUACCUGCCUGGCCUUUGCUUGUGGAGCCAUUCUUGAAGGCUCUGGAAAGUUCCCUGAGCAUGAUGCCAUCUGCCUCUCCACCUAAG
This is a messenger RNA of Myotis myotis, 1658 nucleotides long. It is a transcript of the gene BFSP2, whose product is annotated as beaded filament structural protein 2. NCBI's taxonomy places the organism in Eukaryota, Metazoa, Chordata, Mammalia, Chiroptera, Vespertilionidae. Gene Ontology annotation, molecular function: structural molecule activity. The coding region runs from base 1 to 1254 and encodes 417 amino acids. The record is from RefSeq and is a predicted model, not a curated record. Gene Ontology annotation, biological process: intermediate filament organization. The transcript is spliced from 7 exons. Gene Ontology annotation, cellular component: intermediate filament.